Messenger RNA from Aspergillus sclerotioniger CBS 115572, 686 nucleotides. RefSeq lists its product as uncharacterized. NCBI's taxonomy places the organism in Eukaryota, Fungi, Ascomycota, Eurotiomycetes, Eurotiales, Aspergillaceae. The transcript has a single exon. Bases 160 to 651 code for a protein of 163 amino acids. The record is from RefSeq and is a predicted model, not a curated record.
CGGAUUGGCAAUAUGGAUACUACAGAGCUUCGGGCAAAGUAUGAACGCGAGCAGUGGGAGGAUCAUAUCGCUGAUUUUUGAGAAUGGAGAUUGGGAGUCUUGGGUCCGUUCUCAGCAGCUACACGCUGAGGACCUUGACUGUUCAGAAAACUUACACGGAUGGCGUCCGAACAUGGGAGAGGAGAAACACGCGGCCAAUUACCCUAUAGUUUCGUUAUUAAGGCACCUGUUUUGAUGUUUGUGGUCUUGUCUUGUGUUUACUAUGGCAAUCCAUCACAAUUUUCGCGACGAAGCCAGGCCGAUGCCCCUAGUGUUGUCCGACACCACACUGCCAGACCUCUGCCGCUCGAGCCCGGGACCCCCGAUCUCGCUCGUGUAGAAGAAUCUAACACUCUCACCCCCACCCUGACUGCAUACUCACUGGAUCUAUAUUUAGAUCGGUCCAAAAGCAGGCUUUUUGGCAUCAAACAGACCGGAGGUCCGGCGGUGUGUCUGCCCCUUGAACCACUAAACCUUCGAGCGGCGUUGGGGUGGCGUUGGACUAGUGCCAUACGAAAUAAUCACAAUAAGGCAUCGAGGGUUCAAUGCGACGUACCCUUUGAGUCCUUGGUUCACAUUUUCCCCACAUCCGUUUUAGUUAUAACGGCUUGAUACAAAGAACCCAUGUGAGUACAGUCUCUUGACAC